AUGUCUCCUCCCAUGCUCCGUCUGUCGUACAACGACAUCCACAAGGCCAUCCAGGCCUCGGCGCCCAAGAUCAUGGCCGACUUCUCAAACCCCCCGGCGUUGGGGUUGCAGCUUUGCAGUGGUCCCAAAGCGCAUACCCAUAUCCCCGGCCGUAAACAGCCUGAGAGCGACAUCCUGACACUUGCAGCCCCGGACCUGUUCAUCGCCAUUGGUGGCGGUGGUUUCAUCCCCGCGCGCAUCCUCCGCUCGUUCUGCAAGACAUCGCAGGACGGCAAGAAGCGCAACAUUCCCAUCCAGGCUGUCGGCCUGACUCUGUACGAGUCGCUCGGUGGUGUGAGUGUUGGUGCAGGCUGGUCGGGCGAGCCAGCUUUUGUAUCUCCCUCAACGACGCUCCAUUCUAACAUUUUUGCCCAGAUCGAGGAGGUUGCCGGCAACGAGGUUGUGCGCGUGCAGUGGAUCGACUUUUCGACGCUGGGCUCCAAGCUCAAGCACGGCGGCCUGCUCGGGCGCCGCAUCCUCGUCAUUGACGAGGUGGACGACACGCGCACUACGCUCGUCUACACGAUCCGCGAGCUGCAAAAGGACAUUGAGAAGCAGCUGAGCCUCGUCGAGGACGCGGCCGAGCGCGAGCGCCUGCGCGCUGCCACCAAGCUCGCCAUCUUUGUCGUGCACAACAAGCUCAAGCCAAAGGCCGGCGAGGUGCCCGAGGGCGUGCAGUACUUUGCGGCCGUCGACACGCCCGACGUCUGGCUCGCCUACCCCUGGGAGUGUGAGACCGACAUUGACGAGCACGACGCGCUCCGCUCCGAGAACCCCGCCAUCUAG
Trichosporon asahii var. asahii CBS 2479 is the source of this 825-nucleotide messenger RNA. RefSeq names its product transferase. Lineage: Eukaryota; Fungi; Basidiomycota; Tremellomycetes; Trichosporonales; Trichosporonaceae. The coding region runs from base 1 to 825 and encodes 274 amino acids. Gene Ontology annotation, biological process: GMP salvage; IMP salvage; hypoxanthine metabolic process. Gene Ontology annotation, molecular function: hypoxanthine phosphoribosyltransferase activity. Gene Ontology annotation, cellular component: cytoplasm. The record is from RefSeq and is a predicted model, not a curated record. The transcript has 3 exons.